AUGGCUCAAAACGCCGGUAAAGACCUCAUCAUCACCAGUGUCACCGACCCCUUCGUCGCCCGCUCCAAGUUCCGGUCCAGUUUCUCCUCUCACGUCACCAACACGAUCACCACCUCGACGACCGCCUCGACCGAGCACCUCGUUGCCGAAUCUGCGUCCCACCAUCAUCCUAUACCCUCGCGUCGCCCUGUUUCCGGACCUCUAUCAUCAUCAACACCAUGUUCCUUGUCAGACAGGGUCACACCCGCCGCCACCUUCUCAGACGUCGUCGUCGUCGUCGUCGUCGUCGUCGCAAAUUUCACCAAACGAGCUGCGUCCUGA
Molecule: messenger RNA, 321 nt
Organism: Exophiala spinifera
Lineage: Eukaryota; Fungi; Ascomycota; Eurotiomycetes; Chaetothyriales; Herpotrichiellaceae
Exons: 1
Coding region: 1-321 (106 amino acids)
Source: RefSeq, a predicted model, not a curated record